Molecule: messenger RNA, 1779 nt
Organism: Ipomoea nil (Japanese morning glory)
Lineage: Eukaryota; Viridiplantae; Streptophyta; Magnoliopsida; Solanales; Convolvulaceae
Product: sodium transporter HKT1
Exons: 3
Coding region: 44-1558 (504 amino acids)
Biological process (GO): transmembrane transport; monoatomic cation transport
Cellular component (GO): plasma membrane
Molecular function (GO): sodium ion transmembrane transporter activity
Source: RefSeq, a predicted model, not a curated record
UUCUGCCUUCACUCCCCCAAUAAGCCUAAGAAACAAACAUACGAUGAUGAUGAGUACUGUCCGUAGGUUAGCGUUUCGAGUAAACCCAUUUUUGUUAGAACUAAGUUACUUCAUAGUCCUCUCCCUAAUAGGCUUCUUUGCUUUGAAGGUUUCCAAGCCAAGACCCAUCUCGUUUAAGCUCAAAGACUUGGACGUCUUCUUCACCGCCGUCUCCUCCGCCACCGUCUCCAGCAUGUCCACGGUGGAGAUGGAGGUUUUUUCCAACCUCCAGCUUGUUUUCAUGACCUUUUUGAUGUUCCUAGGUGGGGAGUGUUUCACAUCGUGGCUUGGGCUUCAUUUCUUCCAGUCCAAGGUUUCCACAACAGAAAGAGUUUUAGAGAAAAACAAGGUUAUUGUUAUUGAUCAUGUUGAGUUAGGUUUGGUCACAAAUAAUGAGUACCACAACGACCUAAACCCAGAAGAUAGUGCAAAGUCUAAUGUCCAAAUAGAAGUAGUGGAGGACAUUAAGUUAUUAGGGUGUGUACGAGUUUUAGCCCGUGUUGUCUUGUCUUAUAUCGUAGUUAUUCAUGUUGUUGGGUUUACCUUAGUAGCCAUGUACAUAGGAUUUGUUCCGACCGCAAAACAAGUGCUCAAACAAAAAGGGCUUGACCUCACAACCUUUGCGGUUUUUACAACCGUUUCCACGUUUUCAAAUUGUGGGUUUGUCCCCACAAACGAGAACAUGAUUGUUUUCAAGAGAAACCCUGGGCUCCUCCUCAUCCUCAUCCCACAAAUCUUGCUGGGCAACACCCUCUACCCUGCCUGCCUUAGGCUGGCCAUUUGGUUUCUAGGGAAAACCACGAGGAGAAUAGAGUUUAGGCAAAUCUUGGGCAGCCCAAAUGGGUUGGGUUAUGGCCACUUAUUCUCCGGCCGGCGGUCCGGGUUCUUGGCGGCCACCGUUUUUGGGCUAAUCUUUCUGCAGUUGACGGUGUUUUUGGCGUUGGAGUGGCGGUCGGACGCCAUUGCUGGUCUCACUGGUUAUGAGAAGGUGGUGGGGUCGUUGUUUGUGGUUGUGAAUUCCCGGCACACCGGAGAAUCGAUCCUGGAUCUCUCUCUCCUUGCUCCCGCCGUCUUGGCGUUGAUUGUCGUCAUGAUGUAUCUUCCACCGGAUACAACAUUUUUUCCCAUUAUGGAUGAAAAUAACAAUUCAAAAACAAAAGGAUGUAGCCCAAAAAAAUUUAAUAUUAUUGAAAAAAUAUUGUUAUCACCGUUGGGCAAUUUGUCCAUCUUCAUAAUCCUCAUUUGCAUCACAGAAAGAGAGAAAAUGAAGGAAGACCCUCUCAACUUCAACGUCCUCAACAUUGUUGUUGAAGUCAUCAGUGCAUAUGGGAACGUGGGGUUUUCCACUGGAUACAGUUGUGCGAGACAAAUAAAACCCGAGGGGCAAUGCAAAGAUAAACAGUUUGGGUUUGUUGGAAGAUGGAGUAAUAUGGGAAAGUUUAUUCUUAUAAUUGUGAUGUUUUUUGGAAGGCUUAAGAAGUAUCACAUGAAAGGUGGCAAAGCAUGGAAAUUAUCAUAAGUUCUCACACUUAUCAUGUCCAUGUGUAAGUAGUGCGAUCCACAUCCACUGAUAUGAUGUUACUUGAUCUAUAUGCAUAUGCAUGGGAGUUGUUAUACCAUGGAUCAGGUUCCACCUUUUAAGGUGGAGAUGGGGUAGACCUUGGUCUUAAACGAUUAUAAAUUGUGUAUUUUUAGUAUUGAAAUUGUAAACUUCUAAAAUAUAAAUUGUGUCUUUAAGUC